AAUGGGAAAUGCUAAAAUCAGAGCAGGAAACGGCUCGGACCGAGGCAGAAAGAUUGACUCAAAAUUUUGAACGCCGCGAAAGGGAAGAGCAAGAAAAGUUGCGUCAAGAGGCAGAGCAAAUAAAUCAAGCCAAGAAUUCGGCAGCGGAAGAAGAGGAAAAGAGAUUAACCAGUUUAAUCACUAAUUCCAAAGCCGCUGAGGAACAAGAAUUAGCACGGGCAGAAACCCAAAAACAAGCAGAAAAAAUGCAAGAUAAUUUUCGCUCCCUCGCUGCCGAAAAAAUUGAUAUUGAAUUUAAUAAUUUAAAAAGGCUUAUUGACAACGAAAAAUUAACCGAGCGAGAAAUAACAAUAACUGAUUAUGAUACUUU
Racocetra persica is the source of this 370-nucleotide messenger RNA. NCBI's taxonomy places the organism in Eukaryota, Fungi, Glomeromycota, Glomeromycetes, Diversisporales, Gigasporaceae. The record is from the annotation of a GenBank genome assembly.